AUCAGAAAGAAGUAAAAAACAAACCAUUAUCACCUUCAAUUAAAGAAGAAGAAGAAGAAGAAGAAUCAGGGACAACUAUGGGAUCGGAAUUCCAAGUCGUGUGCGUCACCGGCGCCGCCGGGUUCAUCGGCUCGUGGCUUGUCAUGAAGCUGCUCGAGCGUGGCUACACCGUCCGCGCCACCGUCCGCGACCCCAAUAACAUGAAGAAGGUGAAGCAUCUGCUGGACCUGCCCGAGGCCAAGACGCGCCUCUCGCUGUGGAAGGCCGACCUCACCGAAGCCGGAAGCUUCGACGAGGCCAUCAAUGGCUGCACCGGCGUCUUCCAUGUGGCCACUCCCAUGGAUUUCGAGUCCAAGGACCCCGAGAAUGAAGUGAUAAAACCGACGGUGGAGGGUGUCCUAAGCAUCAUGAGGGCGUGCGCCAAGGCCAAGGUCCGCCGGCUCGUGUUCACCUCCUCGGCCGGGACCAUGGACGUCCAACCGCACCGGAAGCCCGUCUACUACGAGGAUGACUGGAGCGACAUGGACUUCGUGCUAGCCACGAAGAUGACCGGAUGGAUGUAUUUCGUAUCAAAGACGAUGGCAGAGAAGGCGGCUUGGAAAUUUGCGGAAGAGAACAACAUUGACUUCAUCAGCAUCAUACCAAGUCUUGUUGUGGGCCCCUUCAUCAUGUCUUCGAUGCCACCUAGUCUCAUCACCGGCCUAUCGCCAAUCACAAGGAAUGAAGCUCAUUACUCCAUCAUGAUGCAAGGUCACUGCGUCCACACCGACGAUCUCUGCGAAGCCCACAUCUUCUUGUUCGAGCACCCGGAAGCCAAGGGGCGGUACAUCUGCUCCUCCCACGACGCCUCGCUCCUCGAGGUCGCGAAUUUGCUCAGGAAGAGAUACCCGGAAUACGAUGUCCCCACGGAGUUCGAGGGAAUGGAUGAGGGGAUGGAGAAGGUCUCUUUCUCGACCCAGAAGCUGCUGGACUUGGGGUUUAAGUACAAGUACACCUUGGAGGACAUGUUCGUCGGAGCUGUGGAAACAUGCAGAGAGAAAGAGCUGCUUCCGCUUUCACGCGAGAAGCAUACGAACGGCGCUUGCCACUGAGACGUUUCUCCGUCGCUGCCGCUGCAGCCACCGCUGCCGUGCUCGUCUUUUUUCCUCGUCAUCUCGUGUUGUGUGUGACCGAUCAAUGGAUUGGAUUUAACCCCCCUUCUUUAAAUUCCCACAUGGCAUUCACUCGUUUAUGGUAAAGUCAAAAAGUUAUAGAGGAGAGAAUGCACCUUGUACUGCUGAUUCAAGAACUUGGAUAAUAAAUUGUGUUACAAUAUGCUGUCCAAUGCUCUUUUCUUCA
Molecule: messenger RNA, 1338 nt
Organism: Rhodamnia argentea
Lineage: Eukaryota; Viridiplantae; Streptophyta; Magnoliopsida; Myrtales; Myrtaceae
Product: dihydroflavonol 4-reductase
Exons: 6
Coding region: 78-1091 (337 amino acids)
Biological process (GO): anthocyanin-containing compound biosynthetic process
Molecular function (GO): dihydroflavanol 4-reductase activity
Source: RefSeq, a predicted model, not a curated record